UCUCGUGUCUCGUGUCACAAUUCCAAUGUAACCUAUAUCUACAUUUUGUCAAAAACCUCGUCACCAGCAAUUAACUGAUAUUUUACUACCUUUUUAUGUAUAACGGAUUCAAAAACGUAUGUAAAUCGCAUUUGUAAAACGACGAGUUGUGUUAAUAUGCACCUACAUUCGUACAGUACCUAGUAUACACAUACACACACAGUGCACUGGGUACGGCGGACGACGGGUUUGUUCACCAACCUGUUGGAAGGGUGCAUUUGUCAUUGGACAUAUUUAAUGUAUAAUCAUUGGAAUAGUCUCGCAGCGGCUCCGGGGUCCGGUACAGCGGCCGCGGUUGAAGGUAUCUGUAAUUAGUUAUGGUGUGGGACGCGUCGGUGAAACCCCGCCGCACCGCGCCCCCGCGCCCCUGCCCACCACACGCCGCAACGAUUAAUGACGAAGCGCCUUUGUUUCCGGAACAACACGUAGCGCCGCGCGGUGUGUGCUGCGUGGCUACACUGACUAACUGACUACACUGACUACAUUGACUAUACUAACUACACUGGCCAAAUCCAUCGCCAUGACGCCCCAGCCAAGCAUCCGACGCCCUCACUUAUUGCAGCCUCUAGAAGCGUACCUGUUCCUACUCCAAUAAUAUAAAGUACCCAUGUUUAUAACACAGGUACAGUUCAACUUCAGGGAUUAUAUUCUCCGUUUGUAUCAAUUUGGAAAUAACAAACCGUAAGCACGUAACAGUUCCUGGAAACAUCGGUGCGGCGAUGGUUUACAUAGAGCAGCGCGUGGAGCAGCGCGAGCAGGCGACGGCGGGCGGCGGCACGUAGGCGGAGGCAGACGGCGGCGGCCGGGUCAAUACCGGGCAGUGAAUGGAAGCGGCGGGCGGCGGCCGCCGGGGGGCGCCGGCCGGGGGCGCCGGGGGGCGCCGGGCGAUCGAUGGGCGGCGGGUGGCGUCAGUCGCGGCCGGCGCGCCGCGCGGUGCUGAGGUGUCGCCCCCGCGCCGACGCGCGCGGCGCCCGCACCUGGGCCGCGCCUGACGCCCCCUCGCGAUCGAUACGCGCCCGCGCUACUCCUACCAUCGCGCCAACUGCGACGUCGGAUCGAUAACAUUAGCUUGCACUGUAUCGGACCGUGCCGACUCUUGACCCCGGACUGACAGAGGCUGCGAACUAAGGCACGACUUCCAUCAUUAGUUGGCCGUGUCGGUGGAGCUGCGGCAUGCCAGCACUGUGGAGGUGGGACGGCCGCGCCGGUCCAUUCAGUGGGAGCGGGGCAGCCUGUACCUGUGGCACGAGCACAACACGCACCCCCUCCCCACCCCGCCCCUCCGCUCUCGCCUCGCACCCGCACCCCCGCACGUCGAGUAUUAGAAUGUCAGUUAGGUUCUGUGGCUCAGUAGUUUCACUGCUCAGUUAGGUAAGUACAUACUAGGGGCCAGCCACAGAAGGGACCAGUCCGCAGUCCGAGUGGUUCAGUGGUGCAGUGGCCAGCCGGUGUCGGCGUGGAGUGCGGCCGGCGGGCGCGCGGGGGCGCGGGGGCGCGGUGCAGCUGCAGGAGUGGGAGGGCCAUGGGGCUGACACCUCGUGCCACCGACUGUCCCUCGACGUGCGCCCGGCGCCCGGCGCCCGGCGUGUAUACAUGCGGCGUUUGGCUGCCGCCACGCAUUGUCCUAGCCGACCGGAACGCCUUGUAACUGUUACUACUUGCUACCGUUUCACGUUUAAUUGCCAGAUGCGCACGUAUGCGUCGAGUUGUCUAACCAGCAACAGUAGGAAACAAUUACAAUGUCACGAGCGACUGUAGCAAUAUCCCACACUCCAGCUAUGUCGGAACUAAGUAUUUAGUAGGCGGCAGUAGACGGGCUGCAGGGCGGCGGCCGCUGCAUGUGGGCGGGCGGCGCCGCGGGCGCGGACGAGCGCGGGCGCUGCGUGCACCGCGCCAUGGAGCCCGGCGCCGGCGUGGCCAGCGUGGCCUCGCUCACCAUGGACUGCGAGGACAUGUUCAAGGAGAUCACCAAGAAGCUGUACGGAGAGGAGACCAGCGUGGGCGUGGGCGUGGUGGGCGUCGAGUUCCCGGCCGCCGAGCGCGACCUGGACGACGAGCUGCGCCCCGAGGAACACAUCACGGCCUGGGGACUCGCCGCGCUCAUGCAGAACGGGUUCCCGCCGCCCGGCAUACUGCAGGCGAACUUCAGCCCCCGCAUCGACCCGAGCGCCGAGGACCGGUGGACGGCGGCGGAGGAGCCGCUGGCGUGGGCCCACUCGCGCAUCGCGUCCUACAACCCGGCGCAGCGGCUGUUCAAGUGCGCCGACUGCGAGUGCGUGGGCUUCCUGGCGCGCGUGGCCGAGCACUGGCUGGGCACGCACUCGCAGGCGCGCGCCUUCACCUGUCCGCUGGCGGGCUGCGGCUUCGCGUCGGGCUGGGCGCGCGGCGUGCGCUCGCACCUGGCGCGCGACCACCACUCCGACCCCGCGGCCGCCGACCACCUGCUGCGCGACAACCCCGCGCUCGACGACCUCACGCGCUACCUGCAGCGCCUCAAGAACAAGGUGGAAGCCAUGCGCAACGAGCGCCGGCCGAGCACGGGCGACGCGGGCGUGGUGGAGGCGGCGGGCGGCGCGGGCGCCGGCGCCGCGGAGCCCGGCAAGCGGUACGUGUGCGGCGCCUGCCCGUACGCCACCGACCGGCGCGACCUGUUCACGCGCCACGAGAACAUCCACCGCGACGAGAAGCCAUUCCACUGCUACUUAUGCCAGAAGCAGUUCAAUAGAGCCGAUCAUGUCAAAAAACACUUCCUGCGCAUGCACCGUGACCAGCCAUAUGACUUGAACAGAAUCCGCCGCUCAUCUUCGAUCGUGAAGCCGAGCACAGCGCCGCCAGCGUUGCAUUACUACGGCAAGCCGGCCGGAGAGCCGCCACCCGCUGCGGCUCCGGCACCCGCCCCCGCGCCCCCGCCACCUCCUGCGCCCCCUGCGCCCACCGAGUACCGGCCGGCGCCCACCGUCAAGAUAGAACGCCCCCCACUUGGCAAGGCGGAGACUGGCGCAGCACUCCACAAGCCCGGCGCUUCCACGCCCGCAGCCGCAGCUGCUGCCGCCAUUCGUCGCAAGGGCGAGCGGCGCUACGCGUGCUGCUACUGCGCAUGGUCGGGAGUGGACAACUGGUGCCUGAAGCGGCACCUGAACACGCACCUCAAGCCGUUCGCGUGCGCGCUGUGCGAGUACAAGGCGGCGCGCGCCGAGCGCCUGGCCACGCACGUGCACAAGGUGCACAACAAGAAGGCGUGCGCCAAGUGCCCCUUCCUGGCCGACGACCAGCACCAGCUGGCGCACCACCUGCGCGACGCCCAUCACAUUGAGAGUCGUAAUCUAAAGGUGCCAUCUGGAGUGGGGCGCGCGGGCGGGGCUGGGGGCGCGGGGGGCGCAGCUGCAGCGGACCCGGCGGCCGGGGGCGCGGGCGCCGUGGGCGGCGCGGGGCGGCGGCGGGAGGCGCGCGCGGCUGGUGCGGCGCGUCUCUUCGGUUACCUGGAAGCGUCGGACGGGUCGGGCGACGAGUACGAGCCGCCCGUACUGGCGCCAGAAUUCGCAGCCGCGCCGGCGCCCCCCGCGCCCCACUACACCCGCGACAAGGAGAACGCGGCGCCGCUGCACCACGGGCUGCACCACGACCACUGCCUGCGCUACUAGCAGACGGGGGCGCGGCGAGCCGGGCCGGGCGCCGCCGCGCCCCCCGCCGCCGCCGACGACGAGUCCUGGCUGAGGAGACUCCUCACUGCCUGACGUACUGACGUACUGACGUCACCGGCCGGCUCCGGUCGCAGCGCGCGGCGCUUAGCGCUGCAGCCUCAUGCGACACUUGAUACUUUAUUUAUUAGCCAUAGCUACAUCUGAUUGGCAUAUGAUAAAAUUAGUAGCUAACUGUUAAAUAUAUUAAAUAAUAUUAAUACCUAAAUGCUUGUUCGAUGAUAAUAUGUACAAAAUACUUAUUAAUAAAGUUAUGCAUCCCACCGAUGUUA
Spodoptera frugiperda (fall armyworm) is the source of this 4009-nucleotide messenger RNA. RefSeq names its product protein charlatan (gene chn). The transcript has 6 exons. Lineage: Eukaryota; Metazoa; Arthropoda; Insecta; Lepidoptera; Noctuidae. Gene Ontology annotation, cellular component: nucleus. The record is from RefSeq and is a predicted model, not a curated record. Gene Ontology annotation, molecular function: RNA polymerase II transcription regulatory region sequence-specific DNA binding; DNA-binding transcription factor activity, RNA polymerase II-specific. Bases 1878 to 3680 code for a protein of 600 amino acids. Gene Ontology annotation, biological process: regulation of transcription by RNA polymerase II.